Messenger RNA from Schistosoma curassoni, 555 nucleotides. The record is from the annotation of a GenBank genome assembly. Lineage: Eukaryota; Metazoa; Platyhelminthes; Trematoda; Strigeidida; Schistosomatidae.
AUGAGUGCAACUGCUUUGCUGAUUCUGUCUGAGGGAGCUGAAGAGAUAGAGGCGGUGACUGUUGCUGAUGUACUGGCUAGGGCAGGAGUAAACGUUACUGUCGGUGGACUUCAGGGCGAUGGAGUGGUUAAGGGAAGCAAUGGUGUUUGCAUAAAGCCAAAUGUUUCACUUUCCAGCGUUUCAUCACAACUUUUUGAUUUGGUAGUAAUGCCAGGUGGUAUGGGUGGUUCCAAUGCUAUGGCGUCAUCGAAAUUAGUUGGUCAAAUACUUAAAGAGCAUGAAAAACACGGCAAGUACAUUGCAGCAAUUUGUGCUGCACCGAUCGCCCUGGAAUCUCACAAAAUCGCCAUAGGAAAAAAGCUGACAUCUUAUCCGGGCUUUGAGGAUAAACUUCCGAGUUAUACAUAUUGUGAAGACAAAGUUGUUGUUGAUGAUAAACUUGUUACAAGUCGAGGUCCAGGAACUGCGCUGGCUUUUGCAAUGAAGCUAGUUGAAUUACUGUGUGGCAAGUCGAAAGCCCAAACGCUAACAAAAGGCAUGCUUGUUUCACUUUAA